This is a messenger RNA of Theobroma cacao (cacao), 916 nucleotides long. RefSeq names its product RPM1 interacting protein 13-like. The record is from RefSeq and is a predicted model, not a curated record. Lineage: Eukaryota; Viridiplantae; Streptophyta; Magnoliopsida; Malvales; Malvaceae.
CUCUUUUACGAGGUUAUAUUUGGGGAAAGCCAACGGUUGCUUUUUCAAAUUGGGAUGUUCAGGAUUUUAAGCUCCAGUACAGUGUGAUUACGAUCCGCCUAGGUUAAUGGCAAGGAGACGAAAACCAAACAGAAGGAAACCAAUGGGGGAAAAGGAGGUGAUAGAGAUAUCACCUUCACCGGCAGUCAAAGAUAAGUGGUUACAAAACCUGAAACGUAAACAGGAGAAGGAAGAGGAGGAUGGGAGUCCCCUGAGACCCAUAUUUUGUUUGAAGAAGAACAUGGACAUGAAGCGCAUUGAGGAGAUGGAGGAUUGCUUUAUUCUUGAUUUUAACCCUUUCGAUUCAGUUGAUAUUGCCAUGCUGUCCGCCACCAACGACGGCGAUGAUGUUGAUCUCUCUGUCGUGGCUGAGAAGGGCCAGUUGGCUUGUAGAGAUUAUCCACAUUCAAGGCAUCUUUGUCUGCAAUUUCACUUUGAUGCUACACCUCACGAGCGACAUUGUCACCAGUGUUACUGCUAUGUGUGUGACUCAGCUGCUCCGUGUGGGAAUUGGAUGACACAUUGUCAUGCUUCAGAGCAUGUUGAUGAUUGGAAGUUUCAAAGAAAAUCGAGACUGAAAGUUCGGCCUUCUAAAUUAUGAAGAUGCUCUCCAUUCUAUGCCUGGGUUCCUUCAACACCCCGCACUCAUGCUUAGGGUUUGGUUUUUGCCCACACUAGAAAUAGGCUUCUGGUAUGCCAUGUCAAUGUCUAAACAGAGAUGGGUACUAUUUUAGGUGGUUUAAAAUGUUAUAUUUUGUAAAGGAUGGACAAAAAUUUUGUAUAGUGCAUGAAACACAAGUACUCAUUUUGAAUUAAGGAAUUUCAUUGUUAAAUUGUGGUUGAAGAAUUCGACCACAAAGCUCUAUUAUUUCUUUAA